AUGUUGCGGGCUUGCGGCAUCACGGAGUUUUUUCUUCCGGUGGAGAAGUCAGCAACCGCGCGGAUCAAAGAGCGGCCCGAAGACUUUAUUGUCGUGGAGGUCGAUCCCACAGGCGCUCGAACCGACGCGGAGGAUUAUCAGCUCUCCAUUGCGGCCGCGCCUUUCUCUUCGGAAAUCCACCCACAUAACGCGACCACCUCUGCCGCAGCUGCUGUUGAUGGGGAUUAUGGCGAUAUUAACGACGGCGCUGAGCUAACCGCGUCGUUGACCGGAAGUGAUAUUUUUACGGAUGCCACACGAGAGAAAUUACUUGCAGUUUUUGGCAGCAAACGCGACGCCAUUCUUCAGUAUGCCUCGGGUACCUUUGAGAAGGACUCGCAUGGGGGUGCGGGGGAGUACCUUGUUGCGGUGCUCAACUACAAGGGGGAGCGACGGCGCCUGCAUCACGCACUGAAACGUGCCUUUCCACACCUGCGCACUGAAACACGGCGUGUGUCAUCCUCACACGGUCCUUCUGAUUCAGUUGAUCAUCACGUGGUCGCCAUGUAUGACACCGGGUACCUUCUUCUUGCACACCUUUUAGGCGAAUCUGCGGCGGAAAGUGUUGAGGCAUGGAGUGGUUCGGUGCCACGCAGCGAUACGUUUUGCAUUGCAGUCAACCUCCCACCGGAGACGACGAAAGAAAAGCGACGUGCACUUCAUGAGUUGAUAUCCCGGCGUUAUCCGGGUCUCGUGUGUCUUGUCGCAAAUGGACAGGUGACGCUUAAGGUCUCUUCGACGAGGCACCGGGAGAAGCGCGCCCGUGAUGAUGUCGAUGACGCCUCGUCAGGUUUGUUCACGCACCUCGUUGUUCGAAAGCGGGACCUUGACAUGAUGAAACUGAGGCUCCUUUUGUCGAGGCAGUUUGACGUUUCCGAGAACGCCGUAUGUACAGCUGGGCUCAAGGACAAGUGUGCCGUCACGUACCAACGCUGCUCCGUGCCUCUAUCGACCCAGAAUUCAAAAUCAAAGGUGCAGCACGGUGAAACAGUUCGUCUGGUAUGGCCCGGCGAUCCUUCAAGCUACGCCGAAAUCCUGCAGCUUUUGGAGCCAUGUGCUACCCCUGUUGGCAUUGGCCAGCUUAAUGGAAACUGGUUCAGCGUGCGUCUCGUGGAUGUGCGGGGAAUGGCCUUUUGCGAGCUUGUCCAGCGUGUGCGGCUUAUUGAAUCAAAUGGGUUUUUAAAUUAUUUUGGUCAACAACGGUUUAGUGAGCAUGUGAGUAGCACGAAGGAUCACGUCGGUGUGCACCUGAUGGCCGGGAGGUGGGCGGAGGCCGUGCAAAGCAUACUGAGCUGUGUACCGGGAAUUUACGCUUCUUUCCCUGAACGCAUGAAGGUCCGUUAUGUACAAACAGGCGCACGUGAUGCUGUGUACGUUGUAAAGGCACUACAACGGCUGCAUCGAACGCAGUAUGCAUCUCCAUCAAACCCGCUUUGUAUGGAUGAUGUUGCUAAUUGUACAUCCCGUUGGCAACAAUUGUGCCACGACGCACUUUUAUCGGUCCCAUACAAUAUUCGUGCGUUAUGGGUGAAUGCGGCCCAAAGCCUUAUUUUUAACAUUAUGCUUUCUAAGCUGCAUGGUAUGGGUUCCGCCAUGGGGGCGGUAGAAGUGCUCCCCUUACUGGGCCACCAGGUGACGAUUGAAGAGCCUGUGCGUCAGGUAUUUGAGCAGACAUUGACGGAGCUGGACAUCAAGGAGGCCGACGUGCUCGAGCAGAAGAAAGUCCUUGGCGUGCCGAUUCCCGGUGCAGUGCGCCAGACAGUUGUGCGGCCCACGGGAUGCCGCCUCACUCUUGAGGGGAAUGACGAGGGGGACGCAAAGAAUGGAUUUGAUGCGACGGUUGAAUUUUUCCUUCCGCCGUCUAGCUACGCGACAAUCUUUUUGCGGGAGGCUCUGGGCUUUGACCGUUGUUGGUAG
Messenger RNA from Trypanosoma cruzi, 1956 nucleotides. RefSeq lists its product as uncharacterized. Gene Ontology annotation, molecular function: RNA binding; pseudouridine synthase activity. The coding region runs from base 1 to 1956 and encodes 651 amino acids. The record is from RefSeq and is a predicted model, not a curated record. Gene Ontology annotation, biological process: pseudouridine synthesis. Gene Ontology annotation, cellular component: nucleus. Lineage: Eukaryota; Euglenozoa; Kinetoplastea; Trypanosomatida; Trypanosomatidae. The transcript has a single exon.